AUGUAUAGAUAUGGACCUUGUCCAAGAUGUGGUGAUACAUUUGCAACAAACCAAAAAUUCAAGUAUCAUUUAACUGAAAGAAAGCACCCUUGUGCAUCUUGGAGUAUAUUACAAACAACUGUUCAAAUUUCUAGCUCUAAACCCUUGUCUAAUUCAGAUUCGCAACUUCAAGUAGUAAAAGAUUCCAAUGCUAGAAAAUCAGAUCAGCCCAAAAAUUUAGCAGAAUGCAAAGCUCUUUAUGACGAGUUAUUGCAAAUGAAUGAAAAGUUGGAAACUCGAGACUAUGUCUCUCCUGAAGCUGGUCCAGAAGAAGAAAUCAAUGAAACUAUAAAAUUGGCAGUAGAUGCUUAUAGAGCAUUUGAAAAUGAAGAUGAAGCUAUACAGGGGCUAUUUUUACAAUGUCUAUAUUGUAAUUAUUUAGAAAAAGAAAUCAAUAAAACUAUAAAAUUGGCA
This is a messenger RNA of Dentiscutata heterogama, 453 nucleotides long. Lineage: Eukaryota; Fungi; Glomeromycota; Glomeromycetes; Diversisporales; Gigasporaceae. The record is from the annotation of a GenBank genome assembly.